Molecule: messenger RNA, 2051 nt
Organism: Poecile atricapillus (Black-capped chickadee)
Lineage: Eukaryota; Metazoa; Chordata; Aves; Passeriformes; Paridae
Gene: SYVN1
Product: synoviolin 1
Exons: 16
Coding region: 243-2015 (590 amino acids)
Cellular component (GO): cytoplasm
Source: RefSeq, a predicted model, not a curated record
GGGAGCGAACCCCGCCGGGCUCCCCCCGGGCAGCGGGUGGUGCGGUCCGGGCGGAAGUGAGGUGUCGCGCGCUGCGGCGGUUCCGGUGUGGGAGCGGCCGGGGCUGGGGGGGCUGAGGCGGGGUCGGGCCCGGCCGAGUCCGUGCAGAGUGUAAUGGCAGGAGCCUGACCCCUGCUUUUGGAGCUGCAGCUGGAUUGUUUUUUGGGUGCAAUCCCUGCUGUGGGUGGUUGCAGGCCGAGGCCAUGCUGUGCACGGCGCUGGUGAUGGCCGGGAGCCUGGCGCUCACCACGGCCGUGGUGGCCCACGCCUACUACCUGAAACACCAGUUCUACCCCACCGUGGUGUACCUCACCAAAUCCAGCCCCAGCAUGGCCGUUCUCUACAUCCAGGCCUUCGUGCUGGUGUUCCUGCUGGGCAAGUUCAUGGGCAAGGUUUUCUUCGGGCAGCUGCGCGCGGCCGAGAUGGAGCACCUCCUGGAGCGCUCGUGGUACGCGGUGACCGAGACCUGCCUGGCCUUCACCGUCUUCAGGGACGACUUCAGCCCGCGCUUCGUCGCCCUCUUCACCCUCCUCCUCUUCCUCAAGUGCUUCCACUGGCUGGCCGAGGACCGCGUGGAUUUUAUGGAGAGGAGCCCCAACAUCUCCUGGCUCUUCCACUUCCGAAUCGUCUCCCUGAUGUUCCUGCUGGGAAUCCUGGACUUCCUCUUCGUCAGCCACGCCUACCACAGCAUCCUGACCCGCGGCGCCUCCGUCCAGCUCGUCUUCGGCUUCGAGUACGCCAUCCUGAUGACCAUGGUGCUGACCAUCUUCAUCAAGUACGUGCUGCACUCCAUCGACCUGCAGAACGACAACCCCUGGGACAACAAGGCCGUCUUCAUGCUCUACACCGAGCUCUUCACCGGGCUGAUCAAGGUGCUGCUCUACAUGGCCUUCAUGACCAUCAUGAUCAAGGUGCACACCUUCCCGCUCUUCGCCAUCCGCCCCAUGUACCUGGCCAUGAGGCAGUUCAAGAAGGCCGUGACCGACGCCAUCAUGUCCCGCCGGGCCAUCCGCAACAUGAACACGCUGUAUCCCGACGCCACGGCCGAGGAGCUGCAGGCUGUGGACAACGUGUGCAUCAUCUGCCGCGAGGAGAUGGUGACGGGCGCCAAGCGCCUGCCCUGCAACCACAUCUUCCACACCAGCUGCCUGCGCUCGUGGUUCCAGCGGCAGCAGACGUGCCCCACGUGCCGCAUGGACGUGCUGCGAGCCUCGCUGCCGGCACAGCCGCCCCCGGAGCCACCGGCACCGGCACCGCCCCCGCCGGGGCCACAGCCCCCACACCUUCCCCAGGGAAUUCUCCCUCCCUUCCCUCCGGGAAUGUUCCCGUUCUGGCCGCCCGUGGGGCCCUUCCCACCCGUUCCCGGUGUCCAGGCCCCGGCCGGAACUGACGGCUCGGCCGCGACCGCCGGCACCGCUCCCGGUUCCCGUGCCGGUGCCGCCGGCGCCGCCGGGGCCGGGUCGGAGCCGGGCGCUGCCGGGGCGGUGCCGGGGCUGCCGCUGCCGCCCUGGGUGGGGAUGCCAUGGCCCCCCCUCUUCGGCGUGCCGCCCAUGCCGGUGCCGCCGGCCGGCUUUGCCGGGCUGACGGAGGAGGAGCUGCGGGCCAUGGAGGGCCACGAGCGGCAGCACCUGGAGGCGAGGCUGCAGUGCCUGCACAACAUCCACACGCUGCUGGACGCUGCCAUGCUGCAGAUCAACCAGUACCUGAGCGUGCUGGCCGCACUGGGGACCCCCCGAGCUGCCCCCCGGCCGCCCCCCGCCCGCGAGGCCCCCCCGGAGGAGCCCCCGGCACCGGGACCCUCGGGAGCCACCGGAGCCACCGGAAACACCGGAAACACCGGAGCCACCGGAAACACCGAUCCAGCCCCGCCCGAGGAUGAGGAGGACGCGGCCGAAGGCGCCGAGCCCCGGGAGGGCCCCGACACGGCCGAGCUGCGCCGGCGGCGCCUGCAGAGGCUGGGGACCCCCCCCCACUGACCGGGACCCCCCCGGGACCCCCCCGGACACCCCAGG